AUCACAGGCAGAUUAGAAUGUGCUCUGGCUACUCCAGGAAGUUACAAAGCAUUGAAUCAAAUUCCUUGAAGAAACCAUUUCGAUAUGGACGAAAUGCAACUAGCACACAUUGCAUUUGCCUAAUUUAAUAAAACUGAAUUCCCAGCUUCUCAAUCGAUCGAGCCACGUGACAGCUCGUUUUACGCCAAACAAGCACAUCACCCUUUGCAAAUCACUCUUGCAAAUCAGGUAUAUGCGCUGCGUCACCCGUUUGGGGUUUAGCCUCGGGCGGCUAUUGCUAGACUUUUAGUAGCCUAUAUCAGAACAUGGCUCGGUUUGUAGUAGAGGUGUUUCUUGUCCUUGUUUUCUCCGCCACCAAUGCGGCGCAGGAGGAGGUCAUUGAUGUGAUUCUAGCCAGCCUCGCCAAAAGCGCAUCGUUCCUGGAGCAAGAGCACCGUAACAUCAACCUAGACGGAGUGGUCGGGUACAUCAUCCUGCAGGCGGAGUUGAAGGAAGCAGUGAGAACGUGGCCCCACACUGACCCUCUGAGCUGGUCUCAGCGCACUGCUACGGUAACCCUGGUCAGGAGGCUGGACCAGAGCCUGGCUAAGGCUGUCACCGAGCUGGAGAAGACUGACCCCAAAUACUACAGAGAGUUUGAGCCUCUGUUGAGCUGGACCUUCUGGUCAGUACCUCAUGAGUGGGGCUCCACAGAUCCCUCUCUGGCCUACUCCUCCGGUCGAACCAUGGAGUGUUACGAUGAGACGCAGAGCGACAAGUGUAUGACCCUGCUACUGGGAACAUGGAAGAACAACGGGACUCCUUGCAUCGUGACCAAGUCAUGUCGUGACACAAUGACGAGGUUUGGAUGUCUCUAA
Messenger RNA from Oncorhynchus keta (chum salmon), 857 nucleotides. RefSeq names its product UPF0764 protein C16orf89 homolog. The transcript is spliced from 4 exons. NCBI's taxonomy places the organism in Eukaryota, Metazoa, Chordata, Actinopteri, Salmoniformes, Salmonidae. Gene Ontology annotation, cellular component: membrane; cytosol. The record is from RefSeq and is a predicted model, not a curated record. The coding region runs from base 306 to 857 and encodes 183 amino acids.